AUGGCUCUCAAACAAUGCUGUGCCACGGGCUCGCUGCAUACAGGAAUUCCAACUGGUCGUAUUGAGAAGGUCCACGGCCUCGAUUGCUACAUCUCGGAUGCACCCACUGGCUCUCCAAAAGGCAUCAUCGUGAUUAUUGCAGAUAUAUUUGGCUGGAMGCUGCCAAACGUUAGAAUCCUCGCCGACAAUUACGCGAAGCAAGCCCACGUACAAGUGUAUGUGCCUGAAUUUAUGAACGGUUUCGAAUCGUUGAUUUCCUUGAAAGCUCUGAGCGCUUCGGGCUUUUGGAAUCAGGUCUGGAAGAUUGGACAUGCUCUUUACGUUGCUCGUAUUGCCACACCAUUUCUGUAUUAUUGCCGAGCAUCAGUGGCAGGACCUAAGAUAUACAACUGGCUCAAGGCGCUGAAAAAGAAUGAGGCCAAGGACUUGCCAAUCGGCACAGCAGGGUUCUGCUGGGGUGGCCUCUGGGUCACGAAGAUCUGCAGUAAUGAAGUGAAGGCGGAUGAUGGAUCGCAACUGACGGUCUGCGGCUACGUUGCCCACCCUUCAAUGCUCACGUAUCCGAACGACAUUGAAAAGAUCGUUAUUCCAUACUCGUGUGCGGCUUCAGAGAUCGACAUGGCAAUGUCAGCAGAACAGGCGAAGCAGACCGRGGAGAUCCUGAAAGCAAAAACAGCCAAGACCAAAGAUGAUGGUGUCGAGCAUGAGUUCGUCAUGUAUCAGGGAGUCCAUCACGGCUUCGCAGUCAGAGCGGAUGAAGAUGAUAAGCACGAGGCGGAGGCCGGUAAAAAGGCUGAGGCGCAGGCCGUUGCUUGGUUCACUCAAUGGUUUGCCAAGUCGAAAUGA
Molecule: messenger RNA, 846 nt
Organism: Ramularia collo-cygni
Lineage: Eukaryota; Fungi; Ascomycota; Dothideomycetes; Mycosphaerellales; Mycosphaerellaceae
Product: related to dienelactone hydrolase family protein
Exons: 5
Coding region: 1-846 (281 amino acids)
Molecular function (GO): hydrolase activity
Source: RefSeq, a predicted model, not a curated record